CCCGAUCUUUGGGAGGCGCAGCGGGCAGGAUCGGCAGCGAGGCGCGAGGAGGGGGCAGCAGCGGACCCGAAAACCCAAAUACGGGGCCACCAUAUCGCAAAGGGGGCCGCCAUGGCGGCACUUUCGCCCGCGACGCUACGACGCCAGGACUGGCGGCCGGAGCAUGCGGAAGCCAGGAAGCACGUGUCGCGACUGACCAGGUGCACAGCACGACCCGGUCAUGUCGUCCUCGGCGCCCCCGCUACGCGUCGCCGUGCUCGGGUCCGGGCCGUCGGGUCUAGCUGCGGCCAAGUCUUGUCUCGAAGCCGGCCUCGAGCCCGUCGUGUUCGAACAGGCGGAGGCGCUGGGCGGCCUGUGGCGCUUCCGGAACGACAGUUCACCGGGACUACCUUCGGUGAUGCGAUCGACGGUGAUCAACUCGAGCAAGGAGCUGACGGCCUUCAGUGACUUCCCGCCGCCCGCCCACUUUCCGAACUACAUGCACCACUCGGUGCUGCUCGAGUACCUGCAGAUGUACUCGCGCCACUUCCGAGUUAUCGAGAAGAUACGCUUCAGACAUCAGGUGCUGAGGCUCGCGCCCGCCCACGACCACCAGCGGAGCGGCAGGUGGGACGUGACGGUCAAAGAUCUGGCCACGGGUAGCGUCACCUGUUCGCCCUUCGACGCCGUCAUGGUGUGUACGGGCCACCACGCAUUUCCGGCGCGGCCCGCAUCGGUGCGGGGCCUGCAGCGCUUCGAUGGCACCGUGCUACACAGCCACGCAGUCAAGGACUGCCUGCGGUUCCGAGAUCGCCGGCUGCUCGUGCUGGGAGCCGGAAACUCCGCCAUGGACGUCGCCACCGAGGCCAGCCUCUUCGCGCGAAAGGUGUACCUGAGCACGCGUCGCGGCUCCUGGGUGCUGCACCGGGUGGCGCCCAACGGCUUGCCCAUGGACACGCUCAUCCAGCGUCGCUACUUCCAGCACCUGCCGCUGUGGCUGCUUAACCGCAUGGCGGAGCGCGAGUGCCAGAGGCUGCUCAACCACGACCUGCUCGGCCUGAAGCCCCGGCACCGCCUGUUCCAGCAGCACCCGACCAUCAACGACGCGCUCGCCAACCGCGUGCUCAGCGGCACGCUCGUCAUCAAGGGCGACGUCGAGGAGUUCACCGAGACCGGAGUCCGCUUCCGAGGGGACGCGGAAGACACCAAGGUCGACGACGUCGUGCUGGCCACGGGAUACGACAUCAAAUUUCCUUUUCUGGACGAUUCACUGCUGCGCAUUGAUCGCAAUCGGCUUCCCCUGUUCAAAUACGUGUUUCCUGCGCACAUGGAGCAUCCCGAGACCUUGAGCUUCCUAGGCUACAUCCAGCCGCUCGGCGCAAUCAAUCCCAUCGCCGAGAUGCAAGCGCGCUGGGUCGUCCAGGUGCUACUGGGCAACGUCCAGCUACCUUCCAAGGCGAGUAAACCUUUUCCAGUCGCCUAGAGGUUAAUUGUCGGCCGAUAAUACGGGACCGAGCAUACAGGGUGACCGUGAGGCCGCGGCAUCGAUUCCCGGUGUCGGCUCUCCCGUACCGAUAUUACGCGCAGGAUGCGAGAACGCAGCUAUGCUUUUAUAAAUUUAGGCGCCCAUCAAUGAACCCCAGUGUUAUUUCAGUGCCUACCAGUGGCAUCUCCAAUAGCCUUGAUGUUAACCGCCCUGCCUUUCCUUGCUUCUCUCUCUGUUUAGAGAGAGUGAGAGAGUGAAGCAAGGUGCUUCCGUUUGUGGUUCCGUCUGUGGUUUUCUGUAUGCCUCUCUGUGUGCCUACCGGUGUGGUAAUCCAAAAAACGGCAGGAAGAGGAAGAUGGAAGCUUGCGA
Messenger RNA from Rhipicephalus sanguineus (brown dog tick), 1834 nucleotides. RefSeq names its product flavin-containing monooxygenase 5. Bases 221 to 1462 code for a protein of 413 amino acids. Lineage: Eukaryota; Metazoa; Arthropoda; Arachnida; Ixodida; Ixodidae. The transcript has 5 exons. Gene Ontology annotation, molecular function: N,N-dimethylaniline monooxygenase activity; flavin adenine dinucleotide binding; NADP binding. The record is from RefSeq and is a predicted model, not a curated record.